AUGACCUGGAGUGUGAGAUCCACUGCUGCUGAGGAGAGGGGUGUCAACAGCAGCACCAUGGUUGCUCUGUGGAUUUCUUCUGUUGGAAAAUCAAUAUUAAUCAACUUAUGAUUCCUCAUAUAUUUACAUUCUCCAGAGUACCCAGGUCUUUCUCAUAGAAUUAUUACUAAAAAGAAUGUGCAAGAGGAACAAUCCAAAGUUUUAAUCAAAGAAGGUAGUGUUCAGUUGCUGCUGACAACAGUUGAUACUCCAGGAUUUGGAGAUGCAAUAGAUAAUAGUAAAUGCUGGCAGCUUGCUAUCGACUACAUUGAUAGAAAAUUUAUGGACUACCUAAAUGCAGAAUCAUGAGUAAACCGAUGUCAGAUGCCUGAUAACAGGGCGCAGGGAUGUUUAUACUUCAUUGCUCCUUCAGGACAUGGACUUAAACCAGUAAUAACUUUAAAACAGACAAUGAAAGAAAUCUAAGAACGUAAAACAUAUACAGAAACAGACGAAGAAGAAAAGUUUGUUAAAAAGAUGAAGGACCAUUUACCUCUUGCUUAGGUAGGUAGUAAUACUAUCACUGAACUUAAUGGCAAAAGGGUUAGGGGAAGGCAGUAUCCUUGGGGUGUUGCUGAGGUUGAAAAUGGUGAACACUGUAAUUUUACAAUUCUAAGAAAUAUGUUGAUAACACAUGCAUAUUUGAAAGACAUUACUAAUAAUGCCCACUCUGAAAGCAGAAAACUGGCAGUUGUGACUUAUAAUGGAGUUGAUAACAUAAGGGCUAAGAGUCUUCUGGCACAAAUGGAAGAAGAAAGAAGGGUGCAUGUGGCUAAAAUGAAGAAGAUAGAGCUGUAGAUGGAGCAGGUGUUUGAGAUGAAGGUCAAAAAAAAAGUUCAAAAACUGAAGGACUCUGAAGGAGAUUCCCAGCGGAGGAGCCCCACGGGUAGCCAGCGGGACUCUUGUGACCGGCGAGGCGGUUUUGCCGGCGCCUCGGAGCGUUGGUUCUUGGUGCAGAGUCAGAAAAGCACCAUCAAUCUUAACGCCGCUGAUUUAGUUGGCACAGUGGGUUGCUCAGAUUUCGGCGCUGAGAAUCAAUAA
This is a messenger RNA of Saimiri boliviensis boliviensis (Bolivian squirrel monkey), 1080 nucleotides long. The record is from RefSeq and is a predicted model, not a curated record. Lineage: Eukaryota; Metazoa; Chordata; Mammalia; Primates; Cebidae.